Messenger RNA from Stereum hirsutum FP-91666 SS1, 324 nucleotides. RefSeq lists its product as uncharacterized. The record is from RefSeq and is a predicted model, not a curated record. The transcript is spliced from 4 exons. NCBI's taxonomy places the organism in Eukaryota, Fungi, Basidiomycota, Agaricomycetes, Russulales, Stereaceae. Bases 1 to 324 code for a protein of 107 amino acids.
AUGUCUUUCGUACUCGGUCCUCUCUCUGGGGCACUUGUCGCGGGAGGGUUCUACUAUGGAUUCUCGAACCUCAUUCAAACGAGAACAGAAAAGCACCGUAGAGACAUGCACACAUUAUCCAUCCAGCUGAUCACACCACCAUCCGCACACCCAGCCCCUGCCUCAGCGGCCGCCCGAAUUGUUCACGAACCCUUCUCGUCUAUACUGAAGACACAAUGGAAUGAGCGUCUUGCGGGGCUCUACAGGACUGUCGGAGAUUCGGAAGGACGUCUAGUGCAGUGGGGCAAGAAGGUUCUGUACGGAGAGCGUACGUCCGACUCGUAG